AUGAGAACUUUAAUCUUCUUAUCAUUUACAAUAUUUACCGCCUUUUCGAAUGAUUGUAAACCACCUCAAGACUAUUGCCUAACAUGCACGACAGAUGAUCCACAAAAAUAUAAAAAUUGUAAACCGGAAUAUUUUUUAAAGGAAGGAAAAUGUACAUCCUGUUCAGCUGGCUGUUCUAUAUGCACUGAUAUAACUACUUGUACUGUAUGUAAAAAUGGGUAUUAUCUUGAAGAAAAUAAUUGCAAAUUAUGUUCUAAUAAUUGUGAUAAAUGUACUGGUGCCACUGCCUGCACUUCUUGCAAAACUGGUUAUUAUGUCGAAGGAGGUACAUGCACACAAGAAGCCGAGUGUAAAGAUUCUUUAACAGGAUGUUUGAAAUGUAAAAAUGAUCAAAAAACUUGUGUUUCAUGCAAAGCUGGUUUUUAUCUUGAAGGGAGUAAAUGCACAGUAUGUAAAACUGAAUGUAAAGAAUGUAGUAGUGCCACCACUUGUACUAGUUGUAGUGAUGGAUAUUAUCUAAAUGGUAAUUAA
This is a messenger RNA of Entamoeba invadens IP1, 531 nucleotides long. RefSeq lists its product as hypothetical. The coding region runs from base 1 to 531 and encodes 176 amino acids. The transcript has a single exon. NCBI's taxonomy places the organism in Eukaryota, Evosea, Mastigamoebida, Endamoebidae. The record is from RefSeq and is a predicted model, not a curated record.